This is a messenger RNA of Nezara viridula (southern green stink bug), 783 nucleotides long. NCBI's taxonomy places the organism in Eukaryota, Metazoa, Arthropoda, Insecta, Hemiptera, Pentatomidae. The record is from the annotation of a GenBank genome assembly.
AUCAGAUGAUAUGAUAAUUUAAUUAAUUUGAAUAAAUGUAGAAAAAACUUUUGAAGGUAUCAGGUGGUGGGGGUAGCGGGGUAUAUGAGGGCCAGGUACUCUUCAGCCCUCAGUAUUGAAUAGCUUUCGAUCACGAUGGUUCCUCCGAGUUCGGAUCCUUUAAGCUCUUGCCUUCCUUCCUCCCAGGCAGCCAGGUACGGGAGUCAGGUCUCGGCGGAGUGCUCUGUGUGCCGUGUCCUCUUCGCCCUCGAGGCUGCUGCCUUCAAGCCCGACGUGGCCCCCGUCUGCGUCCACUGUAUGCUGCAGCGGGAACCGGCGAGGAGUACCGGCAGAGAGGGCUCGGAAGAGGUCGAGAACAUGUCCACCGACAGCGGCAAGCGCAAGAAGUCCUCCAAGAAAGUAACGUUCGCUAUCGGCGGCAGCAUCCAGUACCCGGGCCUCUCAGUGGAGUCCAAGGUCUCCCGCUGCCAGGCCUGUUCAGGAAACGUUACCAUUGUCAGAACUGCCUCAUCUCCGUCGUCGAAGAAGACGAUGUCCGCGGGAGCGAAGAGAUUGGUCAGAUCCAGGACGAGGCCAAAACCUCUGCUCUGCAUCAGCUGCUGCGGGAAAUCUGCUGGCGAAGACAGCCUGCUCAGCAAGAUCUUGUCCCAGGACCUGUUGUCCCCUCUCUUGGCAAAAUAAAUUGUUUCUUUUGUUAACACGUACAGUGAUAUAGCUGUGAUAAUUAACUGUAAUUGUGUGAUAAAGAUUUUUACAUUUGUAUAGUAUUUUUUAAAACUUUUU